AUGAACCCUUGCUCGAGCGUGACGGAAGCUCUACGCCCUCCAUGGGAGUGGACUCAUCGGUGCGACCCAUCUCCGAAGGUCUUUCCCGCGAAAGCGAAGACGAGGGAAAGGUGA
Molecule: messenger RNA, 114 nt
Organism: Chondrus crispus (carragheen)
Lineage: Eukaryota; Rhodophyta; Florideophyceae; Gigartinales; Gigartinaceae
Exons: 1
Coding region: 1-114 (37 amino acids)
Source: RefSeq, a predicted model, not a curated record